AUGGAAGUGCCGAUCACGAAGCCCAAGCUGCGACGCACAUGUCGAGCCCGACGGCCGCCGGAGCGGUUGAGCUUCCACGCCUGCCUACCGCCAGCUGCCUUCACCACGGUGUACGACGAGGUCGACGACGACCUGCUGGAGCAGCACUCACAUGCGCUGGAGCAGCACUCACAUGCGCUGGAGCAGCACUCACAUGCGCUGGAGCAGCACUCACAUGCGCUGGAGCAGCACUCACAUGCGCUGGAGCAGCACUCACAUGCGCUGGAGCAGCACUCACAUGCGCUGGAGCAGCACUCACAUGCGCUGGAGCAGCACUCACAUGCGCUGGAGCAGCACUCACAUGCGCUGGAGCAGCACUCACAUGCGCUGGAGCAGCACUCACAUGCGCUGGAGCAGCACUCACAUGCGCUGGAGCAGCACUCACAUGCGCUGGAGCAGCACUCACAUGCGCUGGAGCAGCACUCACAUGCGCUGGAGCAGCACUCACAUGCGCUGGAGCAGCACUCACAUGCGCUGGAGCAGCACUCACAUGCGCUGGAGCAGCACUCACGUGCCUCACGUACCAGGGAGACGACGUUGCCUGCGAGCGUCGCAUGCGACGCCCUGCACGGUGGAGCAGUCGCUGCUGGCCGACCACGCCUGCCAGCCGCCCCCAAGCUGCCCCCACGCUGCCAGCACGUGCAAAACAUCUUGACUGCCAGCGAAGGUAGGAGAGGGUUGGACGCAGGGGGUGCAGUCGCGGGCUCACGGAGGGCUUUUUCCUUGCUUAGGUUGGCUGAUGAAAUCUUACCUUAG
Closterium sp. NIES-65 is the source of this 795-nucleotide messenger RNA. The record is from the annotation of a GenBank genome assembly. Lineage: Eukaryota; Viridiplantae; Streptophyta; Zygnematophyceae; Desmidiales; Closteriaceae.